AUUUAUUGUUAAUUUAAUCUUAACUGAAUAAAAGUUAACAUUAUCAUUUUACCAUAAAAAAUUGUUAUCAGUUAAAGGAGAAGUAAUUGGCUAAAAUAUAUCAUUAUUUCUAAUAAAAAAAUUACGUAUCAUUCGAGAGUAUCGUAAUACUAGGAGUGAUGUCAUGAAUGGACAUCCUUGGCUAUAAAUGAUGACUUAUUGGAUCCCUGAUGCGUUUGUCGGACGUCUACAUAAAAGGGGUAGCAAAUUAUAAAAUUAAAAAAAAAUAAUGACCAUUUAGUAAAAGAAGAAUACAUUAACAAGGUAUUUAAUUUUAACAUGAAAUAUCAGUUUUCAAUCAUUAUCAAAUCAAAGUCUAAUUUAGUUAAAUUCCAUCAUAACAUGUUGUAAUCACAUGCAAGCGCAUGAUUAAACAGAUAAUCAGUUAGAAAAUAAACAAUCGAUGUUAUGCUUUGUGCUUGAUGCACUGCUUUUUUUGUUGGUCAUAAUACUUCAGAAGCAUAGAUAUCAAAGUGAAAGUUUAGUUAUCAUUAGUUAGGUAGGAUUGUUAAAUAUUAUUAUGAGAACAAUGUUAUCAGAUGGUCAUGGAAGUUAGUCUCAUACUAUUAUUUUUUUGUCAGUAACGAAAAAUAGAAGAAAUAAAAGUAUGUUUCAGAGAAAUUAAAGUAUAUGCGCGGGCGCGAAACAUCAGUUACUGAUUCAUCUCUGGGACUCUUUACUUUAUUCUUCAGUGUUGACGCAAAAACCAAUCGGCGAAGAUAUCUGCAAAAACAACCCCCGGUGCAAUAAGUUAAUUUUAACUAAACGUAAUGGAGACUUCAACAAUGAAUAUAAUUACGAAGACAAAUGCUUCAAUUGCCGAAGAACUUCCUCUUGACAUGAGAUUUAAUGAAGGACACAUCAUUAGUAUUGCAACUUAUAGUGUUUUAAUGGCAAUAUCUAUCACUGGAAAUACUACAGUUUUUGUAUUAAUACUUCGAAGACGAAGAAUAAAUCAAUCUCGAAUUAAUACCAUGUUAUUACAUCUUGCUGUGGCUGAUUUACUAGUUACGCUAUUAAUGAUGCCAUUAGAAAUUGCUUGGGCUAUAACCGUUCAAUGGAAGGCGGGAGAUUGUAUGUGCAGAAUAAUGGCUUUUUUUAGGGUUUUUGGAAUUUAUUUAUCAUCUUUUAUUUUAGUCUGUAUCAGCAUGGACAGAUACUACGCCGUUCUAAAACCUCUACAGUUAAUAGAUAUUGACAGAAGAGGAAAAAUCAUGCUUCUAUCAGCAUGGAUAGGUUCAGCUUUUUGUUCAGCACCACAGGUGCUGAUUUUUCAUGUAGAAAGUCAUCCAAAUUUUACUUGGUACAAACAAUGUAUCACUUAUAAUGCAUUUCCAAGUGACACUCAUGAAUUGACAUACUCAUUUUUCUGCAUGACGAUGAUGUAUUUAUUUCCACUGAUAGUCAUAAUUUACACUUAUUCCAGUAUACUUCUAGAGAUUUAUAGAAAAUCCAAAGAAUCAGCUGCAGAUAGGAUACGAAGAUCAUCUUUAGGCUUCCUUGGUAGAGCACGAAUUAGAACUUUGAAGAUGACGAUUGUUAUUGUCUUGGUAUUUUUUAUUUGUUGGACUCCUUAUCAUAUCAUGAGUGUUUGGUAUUGGGUUGAUAGAGAAAGUGCAAGCAAAGUUGAUUUGAGAAUUCAAAGGAUUCUUUUCCUUUUCGCUUGUACAAAUUCUUGCAUGAAUCCCAUUGUUUAUGGAGUCUUUAAUAUCAGACGCACCAACAAAGUGAAAAUUCGUACGAGCACCCACUUUAGAAACUCGAGUUACACCGGUCUCCUUAUCAGUGAAACUCAUCGAAUAUAAAUAGUCAUCACAGCAUCAGUAUAUAUUUUUAUUAUUUAUAUAAUUUAUAUAUAAUUAUCUAUGAAAAAUCAAAACCAAAAAUUCUUAUUCUUAAGAAGAACUUAAUAUUUUCAA
This is a messenger RNA of Chelonus insularis, 1958 nucleotides long. It is a transcript of the gene AkhR, whose product is annotated as Adipokinetic hormone receptor. The transcript has 8 exons. The record is from RefSeq and is a predicted model, not a curated record. Gene Ontology annotation, biological process: G protein-coupled receptor signaling pathway; cellular response to hormone stimulus. Gene Ontology annotation, cellular component: plasma membrane. Lineage: Eukaryota; Metazoa; Arthropoda; Insecta; Hymenoptera; Braconidae. Bases 810 to 1844 code for a protein of 344 amino acids. Gene Ontology annotation, molecular function: peptide binding; vasopressin receptor activity; adipokinetic hormone receptor activity.